This is a messenger RNA of Exophiala xenobiotica, 519 nucleotides long. RefSeq lists its product as uncharacterized. The record is from RefSeq and is a predicted model, not a curated record. The transcript has 3 exons. NCBI's taxonomy places the organism in Eukaryota, Fungi, Ascomycota, Eurotiomycetes, Chaetothyriales, Herpotrichiellaceae. Bases 1 to 519 code for a protein of 172 amino acids.
AUGGAGACUUUGCAGCAGCAAUAUUGGGCUCAGUAUGAGGAAGCUAUGGAACUUCUCCAAACUGGUUCUGCCGAAAACGUCGAAAAAGGUCUCGACCUAUGUCUUGACCUCCGCCGGCGUAUUGACCUGGGAUUACUCUUACGCGCGAUGGCCAACGCCUCGCUAGCAAUGUACUCCGAGUCGUCUGCCAACAAGGCUGAUUACGCCAACGAAUGCCUCGACUUGGCCACAAUGAUGCAUGAGCAGGCCCCUGACGACGACACCGGCUGGUUGGUGGACACAGCGCAGGAACUCGUGAAGCGCAUGGCUAAGACGGAUAUCUCGUGGGAAGGUCAAUUUACAAAGCACUGGGGGGCCGCAAAAGAGGCUCACGAGGCUCGGGAAGACACUGCGACGGCGUCUGCAGCAUUGACAACCAGUAGCGAGAUCGGAGAAGACGAGACUGUAGGAGAGUCUCAAAGUUCCGCUGCCACUACCUUCCCUGAGACGCAUGAGACCGAAGAAGACUUUGGGGCAUAG